CGACCACUGGUGUCCGAUUAAGCAGCUCAUUUCUAAGAAGCCGACCCAGGCCAGCCGAUAUCGAGCACCAACGACACACCCCAUUGACGUACAGCUAUGAUGCGGCCGACGUCGACCCUUGCUAUGGUCGUGCCGUCGCUCGCUGUAGCCAUCCUCUGCAUCCUAGUCCGGUCCGCCUCCGCGGAGUUCUGGCUCGACGAGUUCACCACGGACGGCGACGUCCGCAGAGACUACGACCGUUCUGGCCGGCAGGUGGCGUCGCUUGUCCUCGACCAGCGUUCUGGCGCUGGCUUCAACUCCACGCGCAAGUACCUCUUCGGCGAGUUCAGCGUGGAGAUGAAGCUCGUCGGCGGCAACUCCGCUGGGACUGUCACCUCCUUCUACCUGACGUCCGGCGAGGGCGACGAGAUCGACAUGGAGUUCAUGGGCAACUCCAGCGGCUCCCCGACGGUGCUCAACACGAACGUGUGGGCCAACGGCGACGGCAAGAAGGAGCACCAGUUCUACCUGUGGUUCGACCCGGCCGCCGACUUCCACAAAUACAAGAUCGUCUGGAACGACAAGAACAUCAUCUUCCAGGUGGACGACGUGACGGUGCGCGUCUUCAAGCGCUACGAUGACCUGCCGUACCCGGACGCCAAGCCCAUGGCGGUGCACGCCACGCUGUGGGACGGCAGCUACUGGGCCACGCGCAAGGGCGAGGUCAAGAUCGACUGGUCCAGCGCGCCCUUCGUCGUCUCCUACCGAGACUACACCGCCAACGCCUGCGCCGUCCACGGCCGGAACGGCGGCGGCAGCUCGUCGUGCCCCGCCGGUGCCAACGAGUGGAUGGACAGGCAGUCCGACGACACCGACCGUCUCACCGUGGCUUGGGCGCGCCGGAACUGCUUGCAGUACAACUACUGCGAUGACGGGUGGCGCUUCCCGCAGGGGUUCCCCGGAGAGUGCGCCCGCAACUGAUCCACCAUCUGCCCUGCAGUCGCGAGUCUCCAAGUCUCGCCGGCCUCAUCGCAUCCUCUUACCGCAGAUAUAGGCAUACUAGAUCGAGUUCAUUCUUGGAUUUUAUGUUCUUGUAAUUGUCUUAUUGUACGUACGUACAUCGUCUCUUCCGACUCACAAAGAGCCCAGCAGCGUGCGUCCUGGAUCUGGAUGCAUAUCGAAGGUACUAGUUCUGUGACUUCUAAAAGAUCUUAUUUUUGAUGAUUUUGGUGUAAAAUAUCAUCGCAGAAACUGAGGAAUAAACAUCAGAAUUCAU
Messenger RNA from Zea mays, 1255 nucleotides. RefSeq lists its product as uncharacterized. Gene Ontology annotation, molecular function: xyloglucan:xyloglucosyl transferase activity; hydrolase activity, hydrolyzing O-glycosyl compounds. NCBI's taxonomy places the organism in Eukaryota, Viridiplantae, Streptophyta, Magnoliopsida, Poales, Poaceae. Gene Ontology annotation, biological process: xyloglucan metabolic process; cell wall biogenesis. The record is from RefSeq and is marked provisional. Gene Ontology annotation, cellular component: apoplast; cell wall.